Messenger RNA from Effrenium voratum, 372 nucleotides. The record is from the annotation of a GenBank genome assembly. NCBI's taxonomy places the organism in Eukaryota, Dinophyceae, Suessiales, Symbiodiniaceae.
AUGCGGGGGCUGCAGCCGCGCGGGCACUACCACCAGUGGGGCACCGCGCAGUCGGAAGAUGGGUCACCUCAGUCGGAUGACGAUGAAGACGAUGAUGAGGAGCUUCAGAACGCUUCACCGGAGCUGCUGGGCACGGGGGCGGACAAGAAGGUCCUGGCCGGGGUGCUGAAGCGCUUCAGCAAGGACAACCUGGCAGACGAGAGUGACUCCGUAGUGGCGGCCAUCCGGAUGCAGGUGAGGGCUGUGGCGCCGUUCAGGCGGUUACUAAACGUUGUGACGACCUGCGGGCUGUGGCUCCUCUUUCAGCCCCGUGAGGAUUCUGCGUCGCUGCUCCUCACCAAGAAGGGCCGCUGCUCGGCUUCCUCGCAGUGA